AUGGCCUUACCCGAAGAGUUCAUCGAGCGUUUAGCGCUCCACGACGCGGCUAUCUUCUACACUGGAAACACCAUCGCCGUACUCGACAUUGGAAUGCAGAUCUUCAUGUGUAUAUACGGUCUCUCCGCCUUCAUUGGCACGUCUCCCGAGCUAAGGAAAGGUAGACGGCCCUACGUACUCCUGAGCUUCGCGAUCCUUGUUCUCUCUGGUAUCCCUGCUUGUCUGGACCUUGCAAUGGGGUUCAAGGCGCUUUAUGGAACCGGCUCGGGUUUGGAUUAUAUUCGUGCGAGGCAGAGGGGGUAUCAUGAUGCGAUGGCAACUGUAUCGCAGACGUUGUUUCAUGCGUAUGUGGCUUUGGGGGAUGGACUCUUGGUUCUCACCAUCGACGAUAGCUUUGGAGAUGUUAUAUCAUUUGGAAUGACCUUUGGAUUCAUAGGCCUCUCCCUGACCAACAUCGUCCGCAUAAUCUCAAAAACCGCUCGAAGCACCGAACUCCAAGCAGUACGAACCCAGCAAAUAACCAUCGCCUACACCUUCCUCACCGUCUCCCUCAACGUCAUCGCAACCUCACUCAUCGCCUACAGACUCGUCCGCGCCCAGCGCUCCUUCUCCCGCACGCUCCCUGGCCGCGGGAUGCGUGUGUACAGAGCCGCGGCGAGGAUCCUCGUUGAGUCCGCUCUUCCGUUGACGCUUUUUGGGCUUUGCGCUGCUUUGUUUGGGGUUGUGGUUUGGUUCAGGAGGUCCGAGGAGGAUGGGAGCUUGGAUCUUGGGAGUAUGGUUGCUGGGGAUGUGUUUGGGGCGCUUUAUGCUAGUUUUGCGAGGCUGAUUUCGCGUUUUAUCUCCUGGAACUUGAAGGCGCUGGCACCGCAGAUGAUCAUAUUCCGGGUUACGACUGGGCGGUCGUGGCACACUCGAGAUGCUGACCUGCAUACUUCGGUGGACGUUCAGAAUCGACUCUCCCAGCCUAUUUUGUUUAACCAUCAGUCCGUGUCCAUUAGUGUUGGGGACGUUGAGGACGCACGAGGCAUCGGAGAGGGAGGGGUGCAGCACGAUGAUGGGAUACACAAAUCUCGUUUAGAAGCUCCUAAAGAGGUCAUAUAG
Coprinopsis cinerea okayama7#130 is the source of this 1101-nucleotide messenger RNA. RefSeq lists its product as hypothetical. The coding region runs from base 1 to 1101 and encodes 366 amino acids. NCBI's taxonomy places the organism in Eukaryota, Fungi, Basidiomycota, Agaricomycetes, Agaricales, Psathyrellaceae. The record is from RefSeq and is a predicted model, not a curated record. The transcript has 6 exons.